Mizuhopecten yessoensis (Yesso scallop) is the source of this 4960-nucleotide messenger RNA. RefSeq lists its product as uncharacterized. The transcript is spliced from 16 exons. Gene Ontology annotation, molecular function: protein binding; nucleic acid binding; transcription corepressor activity. Gene Ontology annotation, cellular component: cytoplasm; nucleus. The annotation marks the transcript as partial. The record is from RefSeq and is a predicted model, not a curated record. NCBI's taxonomy places the organism in Eukaryota, Metazoa, Mollusca, Bivalvia, Pectinida, Pectinidae. Gene Ontology annotation, biological process: negative regulation of gene expression.
GAGGAACGGCUUUGGAGGAUGAUUUAUGGCAAAAUGGCAGCUCCAGUCCAUCUACCUUUUUCAGCAAACCAGCUUUUCAGACUUACUUCAGUGGUGAGACCGGCAACCUUCAUUGUUCAAGCGUCAUCUAUUCUGAGUUCGCAAGUGAAAGAUCAAGUGGGAUGUCCUCAUCUUCAUCUGUUGUUGCCUCCAAAAUGAAAACAACAUUGGAUGUUGCUGAGUCAAAGGAAGUCUUCAGCUUGGCUAUUCCUUUGGAUUUGUCCAGUGCCACUACCUUACCAAUUUGCAUGCAAGCAGAAGCAGAAUCUUUGUGUAACUAUGUCGGAACUUUUAAACAUUUAAGAGAAAUCUAUCUCUACUGUCCUGAUGGGGAGUUAGAAAAUGCCAGACAGAUCUUCACCGAAGCUUUUCAGUUUCAUCUGCAGUGGAGUGUUGAUUUCUCACUGUUAGAGAAGGGUCGAGUAGGAGGGAGGAGAAAAUCACCAAUACAACUGGAGAUAUUGGAAGGGUGUUUGACUGACCAAAAGGUGGAUGUUCUUGUCAACACAACCAAUACCAAACUGGACUUAGAUUGUGGAUUUGUUUCCCAAACAAUGUUACGUGGAGCUGGACAAGGUAUCCAAAAAGAAUGCAAUGAUUACUACAAAGAUGGGAUCAACAUAGGUGAUAUAGCUUGGACCUCGGCUGAAAAUUUUUCUCAUGUAAAACGCAUAUUUCAUGUAGUUUUGCCUCACUGGAGACCCAUCGGCAAUUUUUCUCUGAUGGUCCUGGAGUUGCUGAUCACAAAGUGCCUGAUUAAAGCAGAUGAAAUGAAGAUGCACAGCAUAGCUUUCCCUGUACUUGGUACAGGAAACUUGAUGUACCCUCAACAGCUUGUAGCUAAAACCAUGUGUGACACUGUCAACAAGUAUGGCAGCAAUAGAAAAACCGAUAUCAAGACAGUAAAGUUUGCUAUUUUUGAAAGGGAUGUCUUUCAGGUAUUCAAGAUCUAUGAAGAGUUCAAUAGCUUUGGGCGCAGUGAAACAGUUGAAGACGAUCCUCCGUACAAUGUCAUUGAGGCCAGGAUUCCAACACCGGUGACAUCAGUUCAGAUACAGGUUCUGCCUUUCCAUGGAUGCUGGUGGAGAGUUGAUGCCCUGGUGGAAUUUGUGACAAUUAGACAGGCUCAACAAGUUGACCAGGUGGUUGCCCUGUACUCCUUCACAGCACAGAGCAACGACGAGCUGACAAUCCACAAGGGAUCUGUGAUUAACGUCAUCAAUAAGGACAAAGCCAACUGGUGGUUGGGGGAAUGUAACGGCCAGUCUGGCAUGUUUCCUUCCAACUAUGUUGAUGCCCUCACCACCUCACCCCCACAGGAACCUACAUAUCCACAGCAUCAGGAGUUACAUCAUAGCAGCUGCACCAAGGAAUGGAUCAUAAAGGGCUCGCAGUACUACCUUCAUAUCAGGAUCCUAUGUGAUACAGUUGACAAUAUUACAAAAGGAACCAAAGCAGCGUUGAAUAUCACUUCUUUGGAAGAGAGAAUCACAUCUUUGGGAUUUGUUGUGGAGCCCUUGCAGGACUCAUUUGCAAAGAAAGAACUGACAUGCAAGGACCAAGCAAACAUGAUCAAGAAAGCAGUUUUGGAAGUAAAAGACAAUAACAAGUACUUGCAGGAAAUCAAGAUACUUGUUAAGUCAACAGAGGACUUUGAUUGUUUUCUAGCGUGCAAGGAGACAAAAAUAGAAUCACAGGAACAUGGCUGGCUCGCAAAAUACAAGAGAAAUAUUUCUGCGACAGUAGGGGAUUCGUUUGGUGCCGAUACAAGCAAAUGCCCAUGGAAGAUUGUAAGAUACAUCAAGAAGUCUGAUUCUGGGUUUAAAGUGACAGUUGUUGCAGACAAGAGAGACAUCGCAAAUGUCAUGGAAAAAUUCCGGUCAGAAACUAAUAACCAGGAUGACACUAGGAGCCUUCGUGGCAACCAAACUUUCACUGGAGACGGUACAGUACAAGGUGCCACUGGUGGUCAUCAUGAUAACCAAACUCUCACUGAAGAAGGUAGAGUACAGGGUGCCACUAGGAGCCUUGGUGGCAACCAAACUUUCACUGGAGACGGUAUAGUACAGGGUGCCACUGGUGGCCAUCGUGGUAACCAAACUCUCACUGAAGAAGGUAUAGUACAGGGUGCCACUGGUGGCCAUCGUGGUAACCAAACUCUGACUGAAGAAGGUAGAGUACAGGGUGCCACUGGUGGCCAUCAUGGUAACCAAACUCCCACUGAAGAAAGUAGAUUACAGGGUGCCACUCGUGGCCAUCAUGAGUACCAAACUCCCACUGGAGAUGGUAAAGUACAGGGUACCACUGGUGGCUGUCAUGGUAACCAAACUUUUACUCGAGACAGUAGAAAACUUUGUGCUACUGAUAGCCAUCGUGUUAACCAUGAAAACACCAGAAAAAAAAGAGACAUGGACAAAACAGGAGUUCAUACCCAGGCUAGACACAGUCCAGUUCAGCAGCCUAUGCACCAAAAGGGCAAACAGCCACUUCCAGUUCAGGAAAAUGAUAGAGGAAUCAACUCUGUCUUUAUGGCUGACUACUGGCCAUCACUACCGACAUUUAGACAGCAGGAUGAGAGCGGUGGCAAGUCUCAAAAUGAAAAACUUCAACCUGGAUCUUCACAACAUCAAGCUACUGAAGAUUUCUCUGUGGAAUGGAUUUGCACAGCAGUAAAGGUGAAGAUAGAGAAACUGGAAGAUGAGGAAAAAGAGAAAAUGAGCUUCUAUCCAAAAGGGAAUAGCAACCUUAUACACUAUCUCUGUAAGCAUGAUUUAGCAAAUCUAGCUGCGGAACAGGGCUGGAAACUCAUUCUGGAAAACAGGGACCAAAAACUUGUUGCUAAACUUCUGAUUAAAAAAGAAGUCCCAAUUGAGAACUGUAGAGAUAAAGUCAGAGAGUUAAUUGUUAAAACUCUUCCCAACUUACAUGAAGAGAAAUGCUACCUUUCAUCUCUGAGCAACAAGGAACCUAGUGACAGAGACCAAGGUAACAAGGGUCCGCUACAACAAGCUCUUGCUUGUCUAGUUCCAUUGAUCAAAGCUGGUCAAAAUCAGGCUGACGUUCUGUAUGACAAGGAUUUGGAUUGUCUGAUCAUAACAGGCCCUACAGAAACUGUCAAACAGUUACACGUGGAGGCAAAGGUCAAGUUGUACAGUGUUACCAUGGAGACAGUUUUAGAGUCUCCAUCACAUGGAUGUUUGUUGAGGACAUUUAGGGUCAUUGAUAAACUGAGAGGUCAGUAUCCAGGUCUCACAGUGGUUGUACAGGAUUGCAACACAAAAAUAACAUGGACUGGAACUGAAGAGAACAUCAGAGGUGGUCGAGAAGAGAUGGAGAAGUUUGUUAGAGAAAUUAAAGCGAACACAUUCCAUGUUUCUACGGUGAUGAAGAAGCUGCUGUUGACACCAGAGGUAAAACACUACAUUGAUAAUGUACUACAUAGGGACGGUAUCACUUGUGUAUGGCAAGUUACUGAAACCAGACAAGUAGAGGUUUGGUCAAUGCAGGUUUCAUCUUCCAAGCGUGUUGGGCUCAAAAUUAGAGAAAAUUUCAAAGAAGAGGCCUUCUUGGUAAAGGACUUUCCAUUUAUUUUAGAAGUUUCAAAAGUAGGAUUUGGUCUCAGUACCUCAGAGAUGAACAAUUUUUCAGUGGAAGAGACCUCUGACACAGUCCACGUAGCUGCAAAGUCUGAUACCAUGCAAAAGAUUUACCAGUAUUUGCAAGAUUUGGAGGAUCACCAAACUCCUGGAAAACAAUCAUCAGUCAAUACAGAGGGAGAUAACUCCGAGAAGACAACAAGUGGCUGUACUAUAGAAGUACGAGGGAUGGACAAACUUACAUCAAACGACACUGUAGAACUCUACUUUGAAAGCAAAAGAGCAGUGGGUCGUCCAGUUGACAUUGAAAACUUUGAUGCAUCAAAAAGAGAAAAAGACGGUGUCAUCUUCAUCACAUAUGAAAAUGAGGAAGUGGUACACAAAGUUUGCCAGAAAACACACAAAUUGGAUGGGAAAACGCUCACUGUGCAGACUUACCAUGAAAUGCUGGGCCACAGGGUCAGCCAUACAGAACCAACCUUUAAGGUCCCUUGCCCCUUGGUUAUCAAGGAUGCUGACCAAAAUACAGUCCAGCACCUCAUGCCAUCUGACUUGACAAAACUGGAAAAACAGUUAAAUGACCAUCACGCAAAACUACAUUGGCCAGGAGACAUUCCCGGGCACCUGAAGCUGGAGUGCCUGUUAACAGAGGAUGUGGUGGACAGCAUUAGACUUGUCAUUUCCUGGGAGGAGGUGGUUCAAAAUAUUCUGAGCAAUUUUCUGGCUCAGGCACGGACAACAAAAGCUCAAGUUGCCGUGAGGUCUCCAGAUGUCGCAGGAUCAACAAAGGACUCUUUAGGAAAGGAGUCACUCAACCUUGACUGAGGUACACUUCAUUGACAAGGACACACAGAUGUGUGAACUGAUACAGAUGACCUUCACCAAAUGUUUGCUGGAAAGUAUGGGUCAAGUAGCUAUGGAACGGGCGCUGGAGGUAGAAACAAUUUCUCAUCGUCUCCGGGGAAUACUACCCAGGUUUGAUUGGUCAAUUAUGAAACUGCUAUAUCUUGUUGGCGCCUUUCUCCACAAAGUUUAUCUUUGGAUAUAACACUAACAUGCACAAGGCAAACAUUUUUCUCAUAUAUUGUUAGUAAGAAAAAUAUCAACUCCUGGUUUUCAACAAUUUUCUUCUUCAGUUUUGCCAGUCCAGUACAAACCAAACUUGGAACAGAAAAUAUUCUCCAAUGGGACCUUCUAUUAUGUCCGAUUUCUGUCCUGUUGAUAAUUUUCAAAGACAUUAAAAAUCCAAAAUGGCUGCCACAAGCUCUGAUUGGAUAUGAUAAUGAUUAGAGCCACAGAAAUAUAUCAACAUGAAGUUAUUGAAU